Talaromyces atroroseus is the source of this 3006-nucleotide messenger RNA. Its product is annotated as putative beta-galactosidase C. Gene Ontology annotation, biological process: carbohydrate metabolic process. The record is from RefSeq and is a predicted model, not a curated record. Gene Ontology annotation, molecular function: beta-galactosidase activity. Gene Ontology annotation, cellular component: vacuole. The transcript is spliced from 4 exons. NCBI's taxonomy places the organism in Eukaryota, Fungi, Ascomycota, Eurotiomycetes, Eurotiales, Trichocomaceae. Bases 1 to 3006 code for a protein of 1001 amino acids.
AUGCUCUUCUUCCGUUCCAUACUCCUUUCCCUCCCCCUGUUCAUUCUAGUAGCAGCCACUGCGUCGAACUCAUCAUCUUCUGUAACCUGGGAUAAGUACAGCUUAUCGAUAAAUGAUGAGAGACUGUUCGUCUUUUCAGGUGAAUUUCACUAUCUGCGUCUCCCAGUCCCCGAACUAUGGCUGGACGUAUUCCAGAAGCUGAGAGCUAAUGGCUUCAAUGCCGCCUCAGUGUAUUUCUUCUGGAACUUCCAUAGUGCCUCUGAAGGAGUAUUUGAUUUUGAGACCGGAGCCCACGACGUCCAGCGUCUUUUCGACUAUGCAAAGGAGGCGGGCAUCUAUAUCAUUGCCAGGCCUGGACCAUAUGCCAACGGUGAGUUGACUGCGGGGGGGUUUGCUCUCUGGGCAUCCAAUGGUCAGAUGGGAGAAGAACGAACAAGUGAUCCGCAGUACUAUAAGUAUUGGGUCCCGUGGAUGCAAGAGAUUGGCAAAAUCCUUGCGGCCAACCAGAUCACUGAGGGAGGCCCGGUGAUCUUGGUUCAACACGAAAAUGAACUUCAAGAAACUCUCCACAGCCCGAACAACACUCUGGUGAUAUACAUGGAGCAGGUCUCGAAAGUCCUGGCCGAUGCUGGCAUUGUCGUCCCAAGCACCAGUAACGAAAAGGGUAUGCGCGAUGAGAGCUGGUCAACGGAUUACGAGGAUGUCGGUGGUGCAGUCAAUAUCUACGGCCUCGAUAGUUACCCCGGUGGAUUGUCCUGCACGAAUCCUGACUCAGGUUUCACUCUCGUUCGCACGUACUACGAAUGGUUCCAAAACUAUUCUUUUACUCAACCCGAGUUCGUGCCAGAAUUUGAAGGCGGCUACUUUACGCCUUGGGGGGGAGUGUUUUACGACGACUGUGCCUCAAUGCUCCUUCCGGAGUACCCAGAUGUCUUCUAUAAGAAUAAUAUAGGAUCUCGAAUAACUCUACAGAGCUUGUAUAUGACUUAUGGAGGAACAAACUGGGGUCACAUUGCUGCACCAGUGGUAUAUACAUCGUACGACUACGACGCGCCGCUGAGAGAAACUCGUCAAAUUCGCGAUAAACUGAAACAAACUAAGCUCAUUGGUUUAUUUACUCGAGUUUCUUCGGAUCUUCUACAAGCUGAUAUGACAUGGAAUGGUACCGGAUACACGAACGACACAGGUAUCUUCACAUGGGCGUUAAGAAACCCGCAGACAAAUGCUGGGUUUUACAUUGUGGCUCAAGAUGAUAGCUCUUCGAAGGCAGAUGUUGUUUUCGAUCUCGAAGUUGAGACUUCUGCAGGUGCUAUGAAUAUUUCGAGUAUCGAGCUAGAUGGUCGCCAAAGCAAGAUUAUCACCACGGAUUACACUGUUGGGAACACCACGCUACUCUACUGUUCCUCAGAUAUACUUACUUACGCUACUCUGGAUGUUGACGUCCUAGCACUAUAUCUGAACGCAGGUCAAACCGGAGCUUUUGUUUUAGCCAACACCUCUUCCGCCAACUUGACAUUCAGUGUAUAUGGUAAUUCAACGGUGACUACUUCCCAGGCCAGUUAUGGAACAGUUUACACGUAUAUACAGGCACACGGGAUAUCGGUCAUACAGUUCUCUAAUGGGUUUCUGGUGUAUCUUCUUGAUAAGUUUACGGCAUGGGACUCCUUUGCGCCGGCUUUGGUAUCCAGUCCAAUAGUGAAACCAGACCAGCAUAUACUUGUACUAGGGCCAUAUCUUGUGCGAGGGGCUUCAUUCAAUGGCGACACACUUGAGCUUAUCGGUGACACUGAGAACACUACUUCUAUUGAAAUAUAUCAUGGAAAUCCAUCCAUUACCACUGUGACGUGGAACAACGAGACAAUCGUCACCAAACGCACAGCAUAUGGUAGCCUUAUUGGCACAAUCCCCGGCCCAGAAGGAAUCAUAAUAUCUCUCCCCAAGCUGAACUCCUGGAAAUCACACGAUACAAUUCCGGAGAGUGCCUCGGACUAUGACGACUCACGCUGGGUUGUUUGCGACAAAAACGCCACAGUCAAUGCUAUUGCACCUCUGUCUCUACCGGUUCUAUACUCAGGAGACUACGGGUAUCAUCCCGGGCCCAAACUCUACCGCGGACGCUUUGGCAACAUCAAUGCCACCGGAGUGAAUGUUACGGCUCAAAACGGCUAUGCAGCAGGAUGGUCAGCAUGGCUGAAUGGCGGAUAUGUUGGAGGAUCUACCGGUGAUGUGAGCAUCGAAGCAACCAAUGCUUUCCUUGAAUUUAAUUCAAGCGUUCUCAAGCAGGACAACACUGAAAACGUUCUCUCCAUCCUUGUCGACUAUACUGGCCAUGAUGAAGCCAACGUCGGGCCUGAGGGAACUCAGAAUCCACGAGGUUUAUUAGGUGUGAUUCUCCAAAGCUCAUCAUCAACAACGGAGAAUUUCACGUCAUGGAAAAUCCAAGGAAAUGCUGGUGGUGAGAAAAAUAUCGACCCUCUUCGCGGGCCUAUGAACGAAGGAGGGUUAUACGGCGAGCGAAUGGGCUGGCAUCUUCCAGGUUUCGAUAUAGAAUCCUCCCCAUCUGGCUGGGACACCAAAGCUCCUUCUCACGGCGUAGAUGGUGGUUCAGGCAGAUUCUACAUAACGGAGUUUACAUUAGAUCUUGGAGAGAAUAGUCAUACUCUCGACGUACCGAUUGGAAUCCAACUUAAUGCGUCGUCGACCUCCGGCCCGGCAGUGGUAUAUGUGUGGCUCAACGGAUACAAAUUCGCGCAUUAUCUCCCACACAUCGGUCCACAGACAGUAUUUCCGUUUCAACCUGGUAUACUCAACAUACAAGGAAGUGAUAAGGAGAAUGGCAUAAAUACAAACACGCUUUCUUUGAGUUUAUGGGCUUUGACAGACCAGCCUGCUUCGCUGGACGUGGUUGAACUUGUCAUGUACGGGAAGUACACAUCUUCAUUCGAUUUUGGGCGAGAUUGGAGCUAUUUACAACCAGGGUGGACAAAUAGAAGUCAAUAUACUUGA